AUGACACGGCGUAAAAAUGUCAAAGGUAAAUAAGACUUGUUUUUGCGCCUUGUUCUGCUUCAUGAAAAAUAAAAUGAAAUGCAAAUCCCUUUUUGUUUUUAUAACUGGUUUUUUAUAGAGGAAGGCUUGAACGAUCCUCUGGCCAACGUCGAACAAUUCAACAUCAUUCAGUUCCUCGCGGCAGAGAACGAGUAAGUUGUUUUUUGGGCUGGUUGGGCUUUUGGGAAGUUAUUAUGAAAAAUGUUGCCAAAUGUGUGAAAAAAUGUAUUUUUGUAGCUCAAAAUGAUUGUAAUUUUUGAAAAAGUUGUUUAAAAUUAUUCCAGAUUGCGAAAUUUUCAUUCAAAUUCCAACCAAAAUAAUUAAUGUUUGGAAGUUCUUUGAAAAAUGCAAAAUUUCAUUAAUGUUUUUAUAGCCUCAUCAAAAAUUGAAAAAUUCCAAGAUAAAACAUUUUUAUCAUCAAAUUCGAAGAUCAAGCUUCGCUCAAAACUUCUCAUAAUUAUGUCUCGAAAAAAAUUCAUAAAAAUUAGAUUCUGGGUUUCAAACUGCGUUGUUCGGGCUGAAAAUUUCGAAAUAUUUUUCUAGAUUUGCCUUACCUCUCGACGACCAACUUGAACCUAAUAACGCUGCCCUUGUCGCUGCUCAACAAAUGAAACAUGAAGUCAUCGAUCCACAACACAAUCAUCCAACAAUGUUCCAGUUGACUGGACGACUUCCAGAAUCACCACCAAUCACAGAUAUCUCUGGAAAUGGAUCAUCUGCAUCGCCUUCAAGCAAUCCAGAUGAACCAUAUUCUCCUGAUUUCCACAACUAUGCAGGUAAUUAUAUUUUUGAAUAUGAAAUAUUCUGAUUUUCUAAAAUUAUAAAUCAUUUUAGGACUUGCUGGUGGUCGUGAAAUGAAUGGUUUGAUCCUCGGUGCAAAUGAAAUUCAAGCCAAUGUUUUGAGAUCAGCAUUUGAGAGUAGAAAAUAUGAUAAUCGUAAUAAUCAACAACUCUCACCAACUGAAACCUCUGCUUGCUUUAUGUCACCAUAUCCACCAAGUGAACAACCAACACCACGAAGUUUCAUCCAAUCAGUCUCUCCAGAUGGUCAAAAUGAGAAUCGUGGUUAUCCUCUUCAUAAUUUGUAUAAUCCUCUCAAUGUUUCAUCAGAUGGAAGUAUUAAUAGUCAAGGAAGUGAUCCACCAAAUCGUAAAAGAUCUCGACUUGAUGCUGGAAUUGAUCCAACAUCAAUUUUGAAUGCUGCUUUACUUGGUCACGCUCCAAAUGCAGCAAGUCCAGUUGAAAGUUAUAUGGGAGAUGACAAUUUUGCACAACCAGUAAUCAAAUUUAAUAAAUUCCAAGAAGAAACUUGGAGCGAUUUAUAUGAUUGUCAUGGAAGAGCUUUGCAACAAUUGCAAGUUGCUGUGAUUGCUGAUAAAGGAUUCAAUUUUUCAGCAAAUGAUGGAUGUUUUGUCAAUCAAAAGAAAAAUCAUUUUCAAGUGAGCUUUUUCUCAAUGAAAAAUCUGAAAAUAUUAAAAUUUUGUAGUCUGACUACAAAUUUUGAGUUCUUUCAAUCAAUUUCACACUUUUUUUCUCAUUUUUUUCUCAAAUCAAAUAUUUUUCGUUAAUCGCUCUCUUCCUAAAAAUAUAUAUAAUUUUUCCAGAUAACUGUGAGUGUUGAAGCGACCGAUGCUAUGCCACCAGCAUUAGUGAAAUAUAAGGGAAAUUUGAUGCCAAUCACUGAAUUCAAACUUUCAUUUUGUGGAGUGAAAUCGGAAAUGACGUCAUCGGAAAUUUGCAUUAAGCAAUCAAGAACUGAUCGUAAACCACAUCCUCAUAUGCCAGUUAAUUUUGAGAUUCAAGAAAGAAGAAUGACAAAAGUAACAGUUCCUCGACUUCAUUUCUCAGAAACAACACUCAACAAUCAAAGAAAGAAUUUGAGACCAAAUCCAGAACAAAAAUAUUUCUUUUUGGUUGUAAGAUUAUGUGCAAGUGUUGCUGAAGAUACUCCAAUUCUUAUUCAAUCAUAUGCAUCAGAAAAAGUUAUUGUGA
Caenorhabditis angaria is the source of this 2031-nucleotide messenger RNA. NCBI's taxonomy places the organism in Eukaryota, Metazoa, Nematoda, Chromadorea, Rhabditida, Rhabditidae. The record is from the annotation of a GenBank genome assembly.